AUGCCACAUGUGAAAACACUCACCACACAUUGCACCAGAGAGUCCGCCAAAGACUCUUCUCCUUUAUGUCUUCACUGGAGCAUGUUUCUGGCUGCUUGCUUUUCUUCGCCUCUGUCUCGCCACUACCUUCUCCCCCUCCCAGCAGACCCCCCUCUCAGCGCCGUGGUCCAGGUCCAGCUCUGUCGCCGGUGGGGGGAAUCCAGGCAAUGCGCGCACACAUCGACCAAGCAGCACAUGCACACAGCUCUUGGCGACGUUUUGACGGCUCACGGUUUGACACACAGCCGUCUUCAGAUCCUGGCGAAUUCCAGACGCACUCCUCGAGAGAGAGAGAGCCCACACCCCCGCACGGCAGCCACACACAAGCACAGCUGGUCUGGGCUGGCAACUGUAUGA
This is a messenger RNA of Knipowitschia caucasica, 396 nucleotides long. The record is from the annotation of a GenBank genome assembly. Lineage: Eukaryota; Metazoa; Chordata; Actinopteri; Gobiiformes; Gobiidae.